AUGCAAAAGCAAAAGCAAAAGCAAAAGCAAAAGCAAAAGCAAAUGCAAGUGCAAGUGCAAGUGCAAGUGCAAGUGCAAAAGCAAACGCAAAGCCCAUCCCUCCACGACCCCUCGAUGUCUCUCGAUCUAUUACAAAGGGCAAACCCAGGCUUGUUUAAAAAUAUCAACAUAGACAUCUCACCCUCCGAUUUCCCUCCAUCUCAAUCUCAACUUCAAUCACAACAAUUAAACAACUUGGAUUAUUGGGAUCCAAUUCGAUAUGCUGCCAACAACUUCUCACCAUCCUCCAACAACCCCCUACCCCACAACAACCCCCUACCCCACAACAACCCCCUACCCCACAACAACCCACCAGCCCCCAACUUCUCAUCACCCGUCGAUUUGCAGAAAAAAUUAACCUCAGAAGAAAAUCUAUACUUUUUACAAAAAUCUUUAAGAUCAAAUACAAAUAUCGAUCAACAACUGUUACAAACUUUUGUAUCAGAACAUUUACAAUUAUUAGAUAAUCUCUACACUUUCCCACCUUACGAUUCAAACGUUUUGAAUUCCAAAUUACAACCCAUCAUAAAAUAUAUCGUCUCCAAUUUCAUUAAAAAUAAUAUCAAUUUCUUACCUCAAAAUAUAAAUUCAAAUCUAAAUGAUCCUCUAGAUUUUUUAAAAGAUUGUAUAGACAUUUUACUUUCAAACCGAUCCACUUCCCAUUCAAAUCCUACACUCUCACUUUCGAAAUCCACUUCCAAUGAAAUAGAUGACACUGAAACGGCUUUGAAAGAUUUACAAUUGGCUCAUGAUUUCCUUACUGAGAAAUUCAAAUUCGAAAGAAUAAAUUAUAAUAAAGAUAUUCAAAGAUUACAAUCCGCAAAUAGAGAAUUACAAGAAAAAUUGUUGAUAUAUCAUAGUGAAUUGACUGUCACAAAACAACAGAUGCAAAGUUCUUCUUCUCCCAAUGAUACUUCAUCCAUCGACAAGACAAUCUCCAUCAUUCGUAAUGAAUUCAAAAAAAUUCUUGUAGAGACUCAAAAACAAUACGAAUCAGAUUUGAAUUAUGAAAGAAAUUCAAAAUUGAAAUUACAAAACGAAAUCUUGUAUUUAAAGAAUAACUCGUGA
Molecule: messenger RNA, 1107 nt
Organism: Henningerozyma blattae CBS 6284
Lineage: Eukaryota; Fungi; Ascomycota; Saccharomycetes; Saccharomycetales; Saccharomycetaceae
Gene: PEA2
Product: Pea2p
Exons: 1
Coding region: 1-1107 (368 amino acids)
Source: RefSeq, a predicted model, not a curated record